AUGAAACCAAUUGACUUUCUUUUCCUAUUAAUUCCUUUGAUUUCUGGCAAAAAUACGGAAUUUUUGACAAGAGUCUCAUAUGAAAAUAGAAAUGUUUCUGUAUACGCGGCUAUUACAAAUCAUGCACGUGACCCAAAAACAUGGGUAUUUUUCUAUGACCCAUCGGUAAUGUUACCUGUGAAUGAAAAAUGGUUAGUUUCAUAUAAUAAUGAAGUAAGAGUCAAUAUUAAUUUUGGUAAUAGUGAAUUAGACCAUUUAACACGAACAGCCAUUGUAUCAUCGUUACAUCCUGAUAUUAAUAAAUUUGCUCUAUUUUGGACUAUAAAUCCAUUAUCAAUUGAUAUUCUAACUGCAUAUAUCACCGAUGAAUUCAAUGAUUUACUACCAGGUGUAUUUCCAUGUUAUAAGACGUAUGUAAACACAGCGAAUUCGCUAUUAUGUCAUUUUGAGUGUGCAUCAAUGCUCAUAGCCACAAAGGUUAUUGAAAAACUUUUAUGUGGAAAAUAUACAAUUAAAUUUUUUUUUCAAAUUGAUGUUGAAUUGGUUGGAAAUAGACUAUCAAAUUUUCAACUGAAAAUGUUUGCUAAAAAACAUAUUGACAAUAAAAGAUAUAUUCAUCGUAGUCAAAUGUCAAAAUUUGUUGCAAAUUAUUUUGUUAAUGUACAAUCAUUAGAUGAUACAAUUAGCGAAAAACAAUUACAAUUGUUAUUUGAACAAGCGAUGACUACUACAGAACGUCUUAAAUUAGAUGUUCAAUUAUAUAAUGAUAUUUGGAUGUCAACCGAUAUUAAACCCAAAACAUUUGAAAAAGCUAUAAAUAAUUUAUUUUACACAAGUUAUAAUUCAUGUGUAUUAUUUCAUUUACGUAAUCAACACGAUUCUUAUUUAUCAAUUAAUACUACGAGACGAACAUUCUGUUUAAAAGAUAUUCAAACUAUAUUUGAGAAAAAAGAUUUGGAAAUUGAAUGGAGUAGAAAACAACAAUGGAUUAUAAAAGCAUUUUAUGUUCAUAAACUAUUAGAUAUCUUAGAUGUACUACAAUUGGCUCUUAUCACGAACUUAUUUCGUCAAGAUGAAUCAAAUGCAAUAUCAAUUCAUACUGUCAAUUGUAUUAAUUGGUCGAAAAAAUGUCCUUGUCAAUCGGAUAGACCAGCACUUGUAUUUUAUGGAACUGGUAUUCAACGUGUACUAAUUUGUACUAAUAGACUGAAUAUACAUGUUGAUGAUAUAACAAUUGAAAUAAGAAUUAGACCAGAUGAAUUACCAUUACAAGUGACACAGGUAUUCGAUUUACUUGGAAUAUUUGUCAUUUCCUAUUUAUCAGAUGGAAAAGUUACAUUUACGGUUGGAGGUUCUUUGCCAGUAAUCAGUCUAGUUCCAAUUGAAUUAGAUAAAUGGACACAUAUUGCUGGUGUCUUUUAUUCGACACAAAAACUUGUACAGUUAUUUAUUAACGGUCAGCUUGCAUCUACAGUGACAUUGGACAAGCCACCUUUUUUUCGAAAUAUGUUUAAUGGGUAUCUGGCUAUCGGUAAUAAUCAUAAAACAACUAUUUUACAAGGUUUUAUCGGAGCAUUGUGCGAUGUGAGAAUAUGGAACUGUAUUCGAUCUCCCAAUGAGAUAUUGUUCAAUAUGAAUGUGUCGUUAAUUGGAAAUGAAACGUGUUUGACUGGUUAUUGGCCCUUGUCGGAUGGAAAAGGUCAAAUUGUUUAUGAUUUAACACGUUUUCGGAACAUAGGAACACUGGGAAUAGAUUCUAAUCCGGGUUCAGAUGACCCAACAUGGUCUGUUGUUUUACCACCGUCAGUACUUGCACAACAUACUAUUAAAACAAAUAACUUUACAAGUAAUCUAUCACUACCGAUCAUCUUUCAGUGGGGGUUACCCGCAGAUGUUCCGGUCACGGGGGAUUAUGAUGGUGAUGGUUUAUCAGAUUUUGCCAUUUGGCGUCCUAGUACUCUAACAUGGUAUAUAACACCAAGUACGAAUCCUCUCGUAAUUCUAACGAGAACAUGGGGACUUCCAGGAGACGUACCCAUUUCACAGUCUGGCGUCCUUCAACUGGAUUUUGGUACACAGUUUAUAGUGGCAAUUCAACCGUUGAAUAUGUUAGACAAUGGGGUUUAUCAGGAGAUACACCAAAAUGUAUAUCGUGUUUUUUUGGUACCUGGUGACUAUGAUGGUGAUGGAAAAGUUGAUCAUGCUGUUUGGCGUGAUGGUAUGUGGUACAUCAGUCCAUCGAGUAAUCCAUCCAUUCAAUGGACAAAAAAAUGGGGUUUAUCUGAUGAUAUCCCGGUUGCUGAUGCUGAUUUUGAUGGUGAUGGUCGAGUCGAUCUUGCAGUAUGGACUCCGUCAAGUGGUAUUUGGGCGUGGAUUCCGUCAACAAAUCCUUCGCUUGUCAUGGAACGUCCGUGGGGUGUGUUGGGUGAUAUUCCAGCUGCAUCUGAUUUUGAUGGCGAUCGUCGAACAGAUUUUUGCGUUUAUCGUCCGAUAUCAGGAACAUGGUUCAUGAUGCCGUUCUCAGGAUCGUCUGUAUUAAUUACGAGGCGUUGGGGUUUGCCGGGCGAUGUUCCCGUAGCAGGAGAUUUUGAUGGUGAUUUGAAGUCAGAUUAUGCUUUAUGGAGACCAAGAAAUGGUUCCUAUUUAUGGAAGGUUAUCUUAAGUAUUACUCCAGUAACAAUAUUAAGAAAAUAUUGGGGAUUUAAAGGCGACGUUCCAGUCGUGGGUGAUUUUGAUGGUGAUAAACGAGCUGAUUUCACUGUGUGGAGACCGUCUGAUGGUUUUUGGUAUAUAUUAUUAAGUGGUAGUCCGGGAAUUCAAAUAAGUAAACAAUGGGGCUUUCUCAAUGAUACAGCAGUGGCUGGGGAUUGGGAUGGUGACGGACUCACUGAUUACACAAUUUAUCGUCUCUUGAACGGUUUUUGGCAUAUUAUGUUGAAUAAAAAUCCACUAGUACAAAUUGUUUUUCAAUGGGGUGUACCUAUGUAUGGUGAUAUUCCAGUUCCUGGUGAUUUUGAUGGCGAUUCAAAAUCUGAUUUUGCUGUUUGGAGACCAUCAACGGGCAUCUGGUAUAUUUUGUUGAGUAGCAAUCCCGCUAAAAUCAUCAUGAUACAAUGGGGUUUGCCUACAGAUAUUCCAGUGACCGGCGCUGAUUUUGAUGCUGAUGGUAAAACGGAUAUAGCUGUUUAUCGUCCUUCAUCUGGAUUUUGGUACGCCAUACCCUCGAGCAAUCCAACAUUCAGAUAUGGACCGCCACUAGGAAUAAUUCGACCAUUGAAACAAUUAUCCGGAGUAUCAGACACAUCUACGUCCGUGUCAGCAGCUCUAGCAAUGGAACAAAAUGCAGAAGAACAGCCAAUUCCGACUAAAGCUGAAAAUGCAAAUAAAGGUUGA
Didymodactylos carnosus is the source of this 3393-nucleotide messenger RNA. NCBI's taxonomy places the organism in Eukaryota, Metazoa, Rotifera, Eurotatoria, Philodinida, Philodinidae. The record is from the annotation of a GenBank genome assembly.